AUGGUCUUUCGGAUCCUCAUUCUCGCAUGGCGCAAACAUGGCAUGGCACCAGAAGAAUUCAAGAACCACUAUGACAACGUCCAUGUUCCGCUUGUCAGGGAAUUGACCGGCCCACUGUUCCCUCUUUCCCACCGAAGAUCAUAUAUCAAACGGUCACAACACCAGAAUGGCACAUAUCCUGCUGCUGUUAUUCAAGGCAACCAAGAAGACUUUGGGUUCGACUGUGUUGCGGAAUUGGCAUACGAAGAUGAGGCGCAUUUCCAGGCAAGUGGCGCUGCGCUCAGUACACCUGAGGCAGGAAAGAGGAUCUACGAGGACUGUGUCCAGUUCAUGGAUAUGUCAAAAGCACAGAUCGUCGUCUUGGGGGAUGUAGAAGAGGCUAUGAAAUAG
Molecule: messenger RNA, 390 nt
Organism: Cyphellophora attinorum
Lineage: Eukaryota; Fungi; Ascomycota; Eurotiomycetes; Chaetothyriales; Cyphellophoraceae
Exons: 1
Coding region: 1-390 (129 amino acids)
Molecular function (GO): oxidoreductase activity
Source: RefSeq, a predicted model, not a curated record